Messenger RNA from Sesamum indicum (sesame), 2405 nucleotides. Its product is annotated as CDPK-related kinase 6. The record is from RefSeq and is a predicted model, not a curated record. Gene Ontology annotation, molecular function: protein kinase activity; ATP binding. Lineage: Eukaryota; Viridiplantae; Streptophyta; Magnoliopsida; Lamiales; Pedaliaceae. Gene Ontology annotation, biological process: protein phosphorylation.
UGUUUAUUUUUGUCUAACGUUUUGAAAUAUUUUUACAGCAAAAUCAAGUACAGUAUAAGGUAAUCUAGCCGGAGUUUUGGUUUUCGGUUGACCGUCUGAUUGAUUUUUCUUGGGUGGAGAGUGCAGAUUUUGAAGGGAAAUGGUGGGGUUUGUCGCAGCAGAUAAAUUGAGGUCUCUGUGAACGGAUAUACGACGUCGUAGGGGUCUCGCCGGAGUUAGCGAAUCUGAUUCUUUUUCAGUUGACCGUCCGAUGAGUGGACUUUUCUGAGUCCUCGUUGAUCGGGUGCAAAAUUUUGAUAUUCAGGCCGUGAAGAAUGGGGCAUUGCUGUAGCAAGAACGUAACGGUCUCCGUUGACAAGGAUGAGUUCAACUCCACUUCCGCCUCCGCCAACCACCGCCGUCAAACCCCCGCAUCGGGAUCGCACAAGCCGUCGGCCUCCACCAAUGGGGCUGCGCGUACACCAGCUCAGUCGUUCACCGCGAGUCCAUGGCAGAGCCCAUACCCCGCUGGUAUUGCGCCGUCGCCAUCGCCGGCGAGGACCCCGGGGAGGAAGUUCCGAUGGCCGUUGCCUCCUCCGUCGCCGGCGAAGCCCAUCAUGUCGGCGCUUUUUAAAAGGCAACCAGCUGCUCAGCCUACGAAGCCGAUACCGGAGGAAGCGUCUGCGGGUGGCCGCGGGGAGGGGAGCGAGCGGCCGCUAGAUAAGAGCUUUGGAUAUUCGAAAAAUUUUGCGGCGAAGUAUGAACUGGGAAAGGAGGUGGGGCGAGGGCAUUUUGGGCAUACUUGUUGGGCGAAGGUUAAAAAAGGAGAGCUCAAGAAUCAGCAAGUGGCUGUCAAGAUCAUUUCCAAAGCUAAGAUGACGACAGCAAUAGCAAUUGAAGAUGUUCGGAGGGAGGUGAAGAUAUUGAAAGCUUUGUCUGGACAUAAAAACCUAAUCAAGUUUUAUGAUGCAUUUGAAGAUGCACAUAACGUCUAUGUAGUUAUGGAAUUGUGUGAAGGAGGUGAGCUGCUGGAUAGGAUUUUAGCGCGGGGUGGGAGAUAUACCGAAGAGGAUGCGAAGAAUAUAGUUGUGCAGAUGUUAAGUGUUGUCGCCUUUUGUCAUCUACAAGGUGUUGUGCACAGAGACCUGAAGCCAGAGAAUUUCCUAUUUGCCACACAAGAUGAGGAUGCUCUAAUGAAGGUCAUAGAUUUUGGUCUGUCUGAUUUUAUUAGGCCAGAUCAACGUCUCAAUGAUAUUGUUGGCAGUGCUUACUAUGUUGCCCCUGAAGUACUUCACAGAUCUUACAGCAGUGAAGCAGAUAUUUGGAGUAUUGGUGUAAUAACAUACAUUUUACUGUGUGGAAGCAGACCUUUUUGGGCACGAACAGAAUCAGGAAUUUUUCGUUCGGUGCUACGAGCUGAUCCCAACUUCUAUGAUGCACCAUGGCCGUCCGUAUCGCCAGAAGCCAAAGAUUUUGUGAAAAGGCUUCUAAAUAGGGACCAUAGAAAACGAAUGACUGCGGCCCAAGCACUGACUCAUCCAUGGUUAAGGAGCCUAAACUGCAUGAUACCUUUAGAUAUGAUGAUCUACAGAUUAAUCAAGUCAUAUAUUCGAGCUACUCCUCUGAAAAGGGCAGCCCUAAAAGCACUUUCAAAAGCUUUGACAGAGGAUGAGCUCCUUUACCUUAGGGCACAAUUUGAUCUCCUGGAACCGAAGGAUGGUUGGAUCUCCCUUGAUAAUUUCAGAACAGCUCUCAUGAAAAAUGCAACAGAUGCCAUGAAAGAAUCAAGAGUUGCUGAUAUCUUGAAUAUGAUGGAACCUCUAUCCUAUAGAAAGAUGGACUUCGAAGAGUUUUGUGCAGCCGCAAUUAGCACUUAUCAGCUCGAGGCUCUCGACAAAUGGGAGGAGAUUGCAAGUACAGCAUUCCAACACUUUGAACAAGAAGGAAACCGUAUGACUUCCGUUGAGGAACUAGCACAGGAGUUGAAUUUGGGUCCUACUGCUUACUCUCUGCUCAAGGAUUGGAUCAGACCAUCAGAUGGAAAAUUGAGUUUUCUUGGAUUUACCAAGUUCUUGCAUGGUGUAACAGUCCGCAACUCAAACACAAGACACCGACAGUAAGCAUAUAUGCUUAGGAGAUUGUUCGUAGUUUCAAGUCAUGUUAUAGUCUCUGAGUUUCCAUAUUCCAUUUUCCUUUCUCUCCUGGGAUUGUGUCAACACGUAUUCGAGAUUGUUGUCCAAGAUUUCUUGUUUAUUUGACCAUUUUUUUGGGUUCUCAAGGGUGUGAUCUGGGCUUUGGGUUGGACUUCAUUGUGAGGAGAUGAGGUGGGAAGAGAAUCAGAAUAUAUAGGGAAGCAAAUACUGUUAUUUACAAGGAAUACCUGAUUUUAUUAUACACAAAAUUCCUGAAUUGUUGUUAUGCUAUCA